Brassica rapa (field mustard) is the source of this 1116-nucleotide messenger RNA. RefSeq lists its product as uncharacterized. The record is from RefSeq and is a predicted model, not a curated record. NCBI's taxonomy places the organism in Eukaryota, Viridiplantae, Streptophyta, Magnoliopsida, Brassicales, Brassicaceae.
AUGCCGAGGAAGUGGCAGAAAGUUAAUCGAGUCAGAGGAAUUGCUCUUACCAAAGAGCACUUUCAGUUUAUCUUCUUGCAUGCACAUGAUCUUCAGGAUGUCCUCGAUAAAGGCAUGCAAACCUUCAACGAUUGGGGUUUGGCAAUAGAAAGAUGGGUUGAGAAGCCUCCUUUGGGAUAUCUUCAGUAUGUUUUGAUUUGGGUCAGAAUAAGUAAUAUACCGGUUAAUCACUACACCAAACCGGCUAUUACUGAUCUUGGAGGCUUAAUCGGUCAUGUGGAGCUUGUUGCUUUUGAUCCAGAGAAAUUUCAAAGACAAGAUUAUGUUCGAAAGAGAUGCACUUACUGUCAGAGGCUCACGCAUGCAAAGGAAAGAUGUCCUCUGUUGAUCAAUCUCCACAACAGACAGUCCGCUCAGAUCACCAUUAACCGUCUUUCUCAACCUUCUACUAGCAAUCCAAUUAUGUCUGAAGGAAAUCCUCUGUUCGGGCUUUUAAAAGAAGAUCAAGUCGCCAUCAACCCUAUCUCUGGCCGUCCUCGCAUAGCACCUGAGUCAGGGAAGCAGAAAAAGAUCCUAUCUCACAAAAGGGGGAUGCUUCAGCUCUCUCCUCCAACGAUGUUCACUUCUGAUUUGAACAAAGGGAAAGGAGUAGUAUUCGAUUUCGACAAAACGACAAGCUCUUCUCAACUUUCGAGUCUCAACCCUCAAGGUCCAAAGCUUAUGGCAUCUGCGAUCUCAGCUGGUCAUACAUUAGUUAACUCUAUGACUAACGUAUUCUGCAGACUAUCCAUGCCGCCAGGACAAGCUUCCUCUAGCCAGUUAUCAGAGUUAUCACCAGUUAUUUUCUCGAGCCCUCCUACGAUAAAAGAAAAACCCAAAAGGAAGCCGGGAAGAUACAAGAGAAUCCCAAAGGAUAACAAAAAGGCUCCAAAGUCUGUAGUGAAACAACCUCAGGCUCUUAUUGAAGGAAGCUCAAAUAAGAAGCGCAAAGCAGAAGAUGACCUAGCUGAAGACUCCUCUCUCUCAAAGAAGAAAAUACACUUGGCAGAUGCAUCCAAAGGCGCUCCAAACAAUGCAUCACUGACGGUCCCAUAUGAGGGACUGUCCAAAGUUUAA